UGUGUGAUUUUGUUUUAUUUUGUAAAACCAUCCUCUUUCAUCAAUGCAAUGACUUCUUUUAGUUCCUUUCAUAACAAAACUUUACCAAUAAAUAAAAAUGUUAAUAAACAAUAUGUUUGCAUUAACUGUGGACAAUCUGUUAAAGAACUAUACAAAAAAUUCAGUACAACAGUAAAAGUAGUUCGCUGUGACAAAUGUAAUUUAGUAGUUGACAAGUACAUAGAAUUCGAACCAGUUGUGAUAUUAAUUGAUUCUGUUCUACUAUCAGAGACAGCUUUUCGGCAUAUUCUCUUCAAUCAGGAUUUUAAGCUUCAUUGGAAAUUAUCUCUUGUCCUCUUACUCUUGGAGUCUUUUGCAUUGUUCCGACAUAAACGACAAGACAUUGGCUUUGACGAUGACGUUGACAUGGUACACGAAAAAGGCUUUUACAUCUGUUGCCUCCAAAACAUUAUUGACAACAUCAUACUAUUCACAUUGUUAUUCACUUGCACAGUUUUUGUGCAAAAGAAUUUCUUCAAUCUUCGAUCGGCAAUUAAUAUGUACAAAGGCAUAACAAUUGCAAACUUUUCAAAAUUCUUUUUACUACCCAUUAUGAUUUGGAGAGAUAAUACAACUGAAUUCGGUGCUAAUGUUCAUUAUUUCCUUGUUAUGGGUCACUAUCUACUGGCUUCAAUAUUUUUAUAUUCAGUUGUCAGUCGAUUAAGUAAAACUCGUAGCGCACUUAUAGUCUUGACACUGUUUGCAUUAAAAAAAUACAUUAAGGCUGGAAUAUCAAUGUAUACAAUUAAUAAUAUUUCUAAAUAAAAAAAAAUGAUUUUAAAUUAAAA
Molecule: messenger RNA, 827 nt
Organism: Eupeodes corollae
Lineage: Eukaryota; Metazoa; Arthropoda; Insecta; Diptera; Syrphidae
Gene: Arv1
Product: protein ARV1
Exons: 5
Coding region: 49-804 (251 amino acids)
Biological process (GO): sphingolipid metabolic process; sterol metabolic process; intracellular sterol transport
Cellular component (GO): cortical endoplasmic reticulum; Golgi apparatus
Source: RefSeq, a predicted model, not a curated record